AUGUCAUGUACAGGCUCAGAGGCCUCAAUCCAGGAUUAUCCUCAUGCUGGAUGGGAACAAAACCGACUUCGACCGGACACAAGGGGUUAUGUUUAUGGUGUUGUACAAGUCUACUACAAAGGUCAAUGGGGAACAGUGUGUGAUGAUUCCUGGGGUUGGGAUGAUGCCAAGGUUGCCUGUAGACAGCUUGGUUUUUCCAAAGCUGUAGGUUACUGGCACAGUGGACGUGGGGAAGGACCAGUCUGGCUGGACGACAUGGCAUGUACAGGCUCAGAGACUUCACUUCAUGACUGUCCUCACCGUGGAUGGGGGGUUCAUAACUGCGGUGGUCACACUGAAGAUGCUGGUGUUGUGUGUUCAGGAGCUCAGAAUGUUCAAACCGAAUUGUGCCACAAAGGUCAAUGGGGAACAGUGUGUGAUGAUUCCUUUGGUUGGGAUGAUGCCAAGGUUGCCUGUCGACAGCUUGGUUUUUCCAAAGCUGUACAUUACCGGCACGGUGGAGGUGGGGAAGGACCGGUCUGGCUGGACGACAUGGCAUGUACAGGCUCAGAGACAUCACUUCAGGACUGUCCUCACCGUGGAUGGGGGGUUCAUAACUGCGGUGGUCACACUGAAGAUGCUGGUGUUCUACAUGCUAUACAAGUCUACUACAAUGGUCGGUGGGGAACAGUGUGUGAUGAUUCCUGGCAUAUGAAUGAUGUCAAGGUUGCUUGUCGACAACUUGAUUACGCCAAAACUGUAAGUUACUGGCGGUACAAUGGACAAGGAGAGGGACCAGUGUGGCUGAAUGACAUGAGGUGUACAGGCUCUGAGGCCUCACUUCUGGACUGUCGUCAUCCUGGAUGGGGAGUUGUCAGCUCAAACUGCAACGGCCACACUUACGAUGUUUCGUGUAUAAGGGGUCAUGUUUUUGGAGUCAUACAAGUCUACUACAAAGGUCAAUGGGGAACAGUGUGUGAUGAUUCCUGGGGUUUUGAUGAUGCCAAGGUUGCCUGUCGACAACUUGGUUUCACCAAAGCUAUAGAUUACUGGGGCAAUGGACGUGGGGAAGGACCGCUUGAAAGUGUUGAUGGACUUGCACAUAUCUUACCAGUUACGUCCUCGUCUCUUCUGAGCAUCGAUAAGAGGCAGGAUACAAGAGGAUAUGUUAAGGAUGUUAUGCAAGUCUACUACAAUGGUCAGUGGGGAACAGUGUGUGAUGAUUACUGGCGUUUUGAUGAUGCCAAGGUUGCCUGCCGACAACUUGGUUUCACCAAAGCUGUAGAUUACUGGGGCGGUGGACGUGGGGAAGGACCAGUGUGGCUAGACGAAAUGCGUUGUACAGGCUCAGAGGCCUCACUUCAGGACUGUCCUCACAAUGGAUGGGGAGUUGUCAGCUCAAAUUGCAACGGUCACACUGAAGAUGUUUAUGUUCAAUAUUCUGGGUCCUCGUCCGACCAAAAUUGUUUCAUUGUUAUGAAAUAUUUCGUUACUUACUUAAGGGAUACAAGAGGAUAUGUUAAGGAUGUUAUGCAAGUCUACUACAAUGGUCAGUGGGGAACAGUGUGUGAGGAUUCUUGGGAUAUAUAUGAUGCCAAGGUUGCCUGUCGACAACUUGGUUACGCCACAACUGUAAAUUACUGGCACAAUGGACAAGGAGAGGGGCCAGUGUGGCUGGAUGACAUGAGGUGUACAGGCUCUGAGGCCUCACUUCUGGACUGCCGUCAUCCUGGAUGGGGAGUUGUCAGCUCAAAUUGCAACGGUCACACUGACGAUAACUGCGGGGGACAUGUUAGGGGUGUUAUACAAGUCCACUACAAUGGUCAGUGGGGAACAGUGUGUGAUGAUGACUGGGAUGGUUAUGAUGCCAACAUCUACUACAAAGGUCAAUGGGGAACAGUGUGUCAUUAUUCCUGGGGUUUGGAUGACGCCAAGGUUGCCUGUCGACAACUUGGUUUCACCAAAGCUGUAGAUUACUGGGGCGAUAGACGUGGGGAAGGACCAGUAUGGCUAGACGACGUGCGUUGUACAGGCUCAGAGGCCUCACUUCAUGACUGUCCUCACGCUGGAUGGGGCGUUGUGAGCUCCAACUGCAAUGGUCACACUGAAGAUCUGUAUAAAGGACUUAAGAAGAAAACUGACUUUAAAAAAGUCCCGGCUAAGCAAGAACUUUCGGUGGUUGCUUUAUCAGCCAAAAGCGAUAGAAGAGGACAUGUUAAGGAUGCUAUACAAGUCUAUUACAAUGGUCAGUGGGGAACAGUGUGUGAUGAUUCCUGGAAUAUGAAUGAUGCCAAGGUUGCUUGUCGACAGCUUGGUUACGCCAAAGCUGCAAAUUACUGGUGGUACAAUGGACAAGGAGAGGGGCCAGUGUGGCUGGAUGACAUGAGGUGUACAGGCUCUGAGGCCUCACUUCUGGACUGUCCUCAUCCUGGAUGGGGAGUUGUCAGCUCAAAUUGCGUUCACACUGACGAUGUUUUGGUUUUUCAACACCGAAAAUUACCACUUUUAAGGAAUACAAGGGUACAUGUUAGGGCUGUUAUACCAGUCCACUACAAUGGUCAGUGGGGAACAGCGUGUGAUGAUUACUGGAAUGGUAAUGAUGCCAAGGUUGCCUGUCGACAACAAUGGGGAACAGUGUGUGAUGAUUCCUGGGGCUCGGAUGAUGCCAAGGUUGCCUGUCGACAACUUGGUUUCACCAAAGCUGUAUAUUACGGGUACAGUGGACGUGGGGAAGGACCAGUGUGGCUAGACGAGAUGCGUUGUACAGGCUCAGAAGCAUCACUUCAGGACUGUCCUCACAAUGGAUGGGGAGUUGUCAGCUCAAAUUGCAACGGUCACACUGAAGAUGCUUAUGAUGUUAUACAAGUCUACUACAAUGGUCAGUGGGGAACAGUGUGUGAGGAUUUCUGGGGUUCGGAUAAUGCCAAGGUUGCUUGUCGACAACUUGGUCUCACCAAAGCUGUAGGUUCCGGGGGCGGUGAACUUGGGGAAGGACCAGUGUGGCUAGAUGACAUGCGUUGUACAGGCUCAGAGGCCUCACUUCAGGACUGUCCUCACGCUGGAUGGGGAAUUGUCAGCUCAAAUUGCAACGGUCACACUAGAGAUGUUUACGUUCAAUGUUCUGGUUCCUCGUCCAACCAAAAUUGUUCUUUCGACAUGUAA
Messenger RNA from Actinia tenebrosa (Australian red waratah sea anemone), 3141 nucleotides. Its product is annotated as deleted in malignant brain tumors 1 protein-like. NCBI's taxonomy places the organism in Eukaryota, Metazoa, Cnidaria, Anthozoa, Actiniaria, Actiniidae. The record is from RefSeq and is a predicted model, not a curated record.